Messenger RNA from Theobroma umbraticum, 1241 nucleotides. Its product is annotated as DNA-directed RNA polymerase subunit beta (DUF616). Lineage: Eukaryota; Viridiplantae; Streptophyta; Magnoliopsida; Malvales; Malvaceae. The record is from RefSeq and is a predicted model, not a curated record.
UGGCAGCGUGGUAAUGGCACGCGAUUUAAUCUAUUCACUGGAAACCAAACUCUUGAUGAGAGAGAAGCAAGCUUCAAGGUGAAUGAAACUGCUGUUGUACAUUGUGGAUUUUUUAGUGAACAUGGUGGUUUUAAAAUAUCUGAUAAGGACAAAAGUUAUAUGCAAACUUGCAAAGUUGCGGUUUCUACUUGUGCAUUUGGAGGUGGAGAUGAUCUUUAUCAGCCUAUAGGAAUGUCAGAGGCAUCUCAUAAGAAGGUUUGCUAUGUUGCAUUCUGGGAUGAAAUUACUCUUGCGGCACAGGAAUCACAGGGCAAUAAAAUUGGUGAGGACGGCUUUAUUGGGAAAUGGCGUAUUGUGAUUGUACAAAAUCUUCCUUUCGUAGACCAAAGGUUGAAUGGGAAAAUUCCUAAGAUGUUGCCCCAUCGGCUCUUUCCUAAUUCAAAGUAUUCAAUUUGGGUAGACUCAAAAUCCCAAUUCAGGAGGGAUCCUUUAGGUGUAUUAGGUCUUCUUUGGCGUAGGAAUUCCGUGCUUGCAAUUUCAGAGCAUGGAGCUCGAAGUAGUGUCUAUGAUGAGGCGAAGGCUGUUGUCAAGAAACACAAAGCCACACCAGAAGAAGUUGAGGUGCAAAUUACUCAGUAUCGUCAUGAUGGUCUUCCUGAGGACAAGAGAUUUAAUGGAAAGAAAGCUCUAAAUGAAGCCUCUGUUAUUGUGAGGAAGCAUACACCUCUGACUAAUCUGUUGAUGUGCCUCUGGUUUAAUGAGGUUGUUCGUUUCACUUCAAGGGAUCAAUUGAGCUUUCCAUAUGUUCUUUGGCGGUUGAAAGUGCUAAAGAACAUCAACAUGUUUCCAGUCUGCACACGCAAAGAUCUUGUUAAUAGCAUGGGCCACAUACGCAAGGCUAAGCCUUUGAUGGGUUGAUGUUAUUGCUGUGCUACCACUUCAACUUCUUGACCAUUGCCAUGGAGAUGCUGGGGGCAUAUAGGCUGUAUUUUUACUCUUAAUCAUUUUGUUAUGUCUUCUUACAUGUUUUAUAGGUAGCACUGGCCUUUAGAAUUGCCUUGUUAUUUCUUCUCCUUCCCAUCUUUUGCCUCUUCAAUUUUUUUAAUACAGAAAAAUUCAUUAUUCUUUUGGUUAGAUACAUUGCUAAAGUAAAUUUUGUAUCUAUCUGUGUACUAAGAGAUCUGAUUGUAAGGUGGAUGAAUUGAAUCUUAUAAACUUAUUCUUCUGGAUCAUAUAUAUGU